AUGAGUAACCUCCAAGCCCGCUCGCUGUUUCGGCCCAUCGUCCUCAUCGUAGCUCUCAUCUUCGUCCUCUCAACCUGGAAUCGCAGCGGUUCCUCCCGAGACACCAUGGCGGAAGAGAGCCAGCACGCCGGCGCGCUAUCCAAGCUCGCCCUCCGCAUCCGUCAGACGUCGGAAAAACCUCCCACCCUAUCCUUCUCCGUGGAAAACAAGCACGACGCCCCGCUGACCAUCCUCCGUUGGAAUACGCCCCUCGACCCCCUCGCCAUCCAGGUAGGCCUCGUCUCCAUCACGCCCGAGGGUAAGAGCGAGCCGAUCGAGGUCCACACUGUUCAGCUCCGCCGGAUCAUGCCGCCGCGCCCAGAGGACCUCGUCACCCUCCAGCCCGGUGAGAGCCAGGAGCAGGAGAUUGUCCUCAAGGAGCCCAUCGUGGCGCUCGAUUCGCUCGGCAAGACGGCACGGGUGGCUGUCAAGGGCAAGUGGCAGGUUGUUUGGCCCACGACGGCGGACAAGCUUAGCCAGGCAACGCUCGAGAAGUUGCAGUUUGGCGAAGGGGUCUUGACGGGUGAAUUUGAAAGUGAGACGAUCGAUGUCACGAUUGGUUAG
This is a messenger RNA of Colletotrichum abscissum, 603 nucleotides long. RefSeq lists its product as uncharacterized. The transcript has a single exon. Bases 1 to 603 code for a protein of 200 amino acids. The record is from RefSeq and is a predicted model, not a curated record. NCBI's taxonomy places the organism in Eukaryota, Fungi, Ascomycota, Sordariomycetes, Glomerellales, Glomerellaceae.